AUGUAUCUAAUCAUUUAUUGCAUUGUCCAUAUUUCGAUUGCGGUUUAAACUUUAAGAUAAGUGCAGGAUUAAAAUGCCUUGUGUUUGGAUGGUACAAGAGCUGUAUGAUCUUUGUCUAUUUUAGAGUUACUAUUAUGAAUAAGGAUAUGGAGAUGGAGCAGAUAAAUAUUUGAUCUUUUAUGAGGGAGGUGGAUGGAUUCAAGGAUUCGAUCAAGCUGAAUUGUUACAACAGGCAUACGAUCGUUCUAAUACGAAUAUGGGAAGUUCAAAGUUUUAGGCAGCAACUACUUAGAUGGAUGGAUUAUUCAAUAGAAAUCAGAAUGUGAAUCCUUACUUUUACAAUUGGAAUACAAUAUUUGUUAAUUAUUGCGAUGGAACAGGACACUAAGGUUAUCGGGCUUAACCUUUGUAAAUAAAAGACAAGACGAUAUGGUUAAGAGGAGAACUAAUAUUUAAAUCUAUAUUUUCAGAGCAUUUGACUAAGUUGAGUUAGGCAAAAAAGGUUGUGGUAUCAGGCUGUUCUGCAGGAGGAUUAGCUGUAUUUAGUUGGAUACAAUACAUUAGAGAUCGGUUACCUAGCAGUGUCUAAGUUUUGGCAGCCCCAGAUUCAGGUAUCUUUUUGGAUUUGCAACCAUAUGAUGGUGCUUAAGCUGCUAGUGAUAGAAGAUAGAAACAAUAUCAUAAACUGGCAAAUGAGGAAGUGGAUCCAAUAAAUGAAUAUUGUGUGAAAAGCUAUCCGAAUGAGAAGUGGAAAUGUCAUUUUGCUUAGUAUCUCCUGUAAUACAUCAAUGUGCCUGUGUUCUUUAUGCAAUCUUUGUAUGAUACAGCAUGCAUUCCAAAUAUAUUGCAUAUAUAUAAUGCUUGGGAUUAUACAUUGACAAGAUGUGAUAACAAAGAGAGAACUUGUAUAGAAGCUAUGCGUAGAUAGAUUACAAAUCUCAUUAAUGAUAGAAAAUUAGCAGAUCCAAAAACUGGAGCAUUCGGUGUUGCUUGUCUUGAACAUUGGUAUCAAAAAUAUAGUAUUAUUGUAGCUUCACUUAAAAAUCGAUAUUCUACACUCCAAACUGGGCCAUUCCUAACGGAUCCUCCUGGACUAUUGCUAAUUCUCUUGGGUAAUGGGUCUAAAACUUAGAAGUGAAUAAUAUACAUAUUGAUAAUGUAUAUUGGCCAGACAAUAGUGGAUGUUCGAAUAUUUGAAUAUU
This is a messenger RNA of Paramecium octaurelia, 1202 nucleotides long. The record is from the annotation of a GenBank genome assembly. Lineage: Eukaryota; Ciliophora; Oligohymenophorea; Peniculida; Parameciidae.